GUGACGUAAGUUUGUUUACAACGGGUACAGUGAAUCAGACUGACGUUUAGCUCAUUGUUGGUGUCAUUUAAUAGUCGUUGAGGUAUCAGGGGUCCAGUGCUUGUGGACCAGAAGAAUCCUUACUAGGCUACAUUUCAUCAUCUCGUCUUAUAAGGACUUCCAUUCAUCCAAUUUGAGAGCGUGAUGGCGGAAAGAGACGGCAGCAGAGAAGCAGAGCUGAGACGACAAGCCUUUGAAAUGCGGGAUAUGCUCAGACAAAUGAAACAAGCCGCCGAGAAUCCUGCAAGUAUAUUCCCCAUCAACAAUGGUAGAGGGAGAGGGAGAGGAAGAGGAAGAGGAAGAGGAAGAGGAUCUGGUUACAUCACGAAUAAUCCUCUGGUCCAAAGGGAGAUGGCUGCGAGUCCCCAGUCCAAUUUCAGGCAGAGGACAUACCCUUGGAACAGAGUUAAUGCCAGUAAAUGGAAUGAAUAUGGUGCUGAGUCAUAUGAGAAACAACCACUUCAUUCUCCUUCACUAAAAGAAUCUAUUGAUGAGACUGAUAAAUCGGUCACUUCAGAAUCCCUUGUCACAUUGCUAACUAAGUUUCCAGAAUUUUCAGCCAGUCUUCUUCAGCUGAUGGAACAAGAACUCCUCAACCCAGCAGUGGUGCGUCAUGUUAUAUACACUUGUCCAAGAGUCUUUAGUCUCGAGGGUGAAAAAGUGUUCUUGAAGCCAGAUAUUUCUGUUUGUACUCAAUACUUAGGGACUGAAGGUUGUGGCAAUCAUUCAAGCUGUGAAAAACUUCACAUUUGUCCAAAGUAUGUGGCUGGAACAUGUAAUGAUGAGAUCUGUGUCUUUGGCCAUUCUUGGAAUACAAAUCACAAUACCACAGUUCUGAAAUUGCUGUCUCUAGAUCAUUUGCCUAUAGCAAAGUUACAUGGACUGUUAAAAAAACAAAUUCAUCAAAGCCUACCAAAAGAAACUAUUACAGUGUGCUUAGCUUACAAUAUUGAAGGCUGUAAUAAGAAUGACUGUAAGGAACUUCACGUGUGUCUUAGCUAUGUUCUAGAAACUAAAUGUUCAAAGGCAGACUGCCAACUUAACCACAAUAUUUUAGACAAAAGAAGUUGUCAGGUACUUGAGGCCUGUGGCCUUUCAACUAAUGAAACGCCAAGAGACAUUAUGAAAGCACUCUUAGCUGCAAAUCCAUUGCUUCGUGAAAAACUGAAAAGUGUUGGGCAAAAGGAUAACUCUGUUCAAAAUGAAACCAAGAAAGUUUCACAAACUGAUGAAAAAGGUAUUUCAGAUGGUUUCAGUGUGGCACAAGAAGAACCCGAUCAAAAUGAUAAAGAAAAGGGUAUGGCCUCUACUUCAGAGACCGAAAGUAAAGAUGUAAAUGCAGAAGAAUCAGACCAUCAGAGUUCAUUGGCUAGUAUUGAUAGUGCAGACAACACCUUCACAAGUGAGCAAAUUUCAACAGCAAAUAGCUUAAGCAAAAGAGAGAAAGAAGCCAAAGUUAAUAAGAUUGAUGACCAUGAUGGAAUUACUGCCAAAGAUGAAGGAAUAGCAAUGAAGGCUGUUCAGAAGCGUACAGUGUGGUCUCAUUAUCUCCAAGGGAAUACCCUCAUCCCAGAAAUUUGUUAUUACUCAGUGGAAAGUAUGUGCAAAAAUGAAGCAAAUGCAUGCCCUCGUCUCCAUGCUACACAGCACUUCCAUUGGCAGGUCAGUGAAGAAGGGAAUCAUUGGUUAAAUUUAAGAUCUGCCCAAGUAACAGCUUUAGAAAGUGCCUUUUGUGAUGUGUCUCAAGAUGGACUCGAUUUACCACGCUUGGAUCCUGCUUCAGUAGACAUGUCCGUUAGUAAGCUGUUUAUUCUGAUGGGUCGUGAUACUUGGCAUGCAGAUUUUAAGGUAAUGACCCUUACUAAUUCAGUGGAUACCAAAACACUCAUGAUCCGUAGAUUAUGUACAGAAAAUAUCCAAGGCCAUGCUAUAAAAGCAUCCACUUUUUUAUGGUUUUUUUUAGAUAAAAAUGACAGGUGGGUUAAGUAUGGUAAUGUCGAUACAACAGGGAAGAGGGAUUUAGUAAGUAAUAUAACCAGUGGUGAUAUCGAGAAAGCAUACAUUCAGGAUCCUUCAGCUUCUAUCUCAUUCCGUAAUUCAAGAUUCCGAUAUAUUUUAGAUUUUAAGACUAUGGUUCAAACAAAUCAGAAGACACUGGUGAGUAGAGAAGUGCAAAGACGCCCUGAAAAACAUUUACAAGAUGAAGAGUCUAUACUGAAAAAAGAUGAAGAAAGUGAAUUUCCCUCAACUUGGGAUCCAAUGCAAUCUAAUGAAAGAAUGAGGCUUGUUCCUCUUGCAUCAUCAUCUGCAGAAUUCCAAGCAGUUAUUAAUUUACUUGCAGGGGAAUUGUCUACUUCCCUUGUUACAAAAAUUGAAAGAAUCCAGAAUCCAUUUUUAUGGCGUGCAUUACAAAAUAAAAUCUCAGAAAUGACCACUAUUUAUGGUGAUGAAGCAAAGUUGGGUGUGCGCCAGUUAUUUCAUGGUACUGGAUACUCUGUGGUACCAAGUAUCUGCAGUGAAAACUUUGACUGGCGACUACAUGGUACAAAUACUGGUCAGAAGUAUGGGAGAGGAACAUACUUCUCCACCAGUGCAAAAUAUUCUUAUUGUUACUGCAGCGCUGAUUCAAAUGGAGACAAACAUAUGUUUAUAGCCAGAGUGGCUGUUGGUGCCAUUGUUGCAGGAAAUGCGACCAUGGUCCGACCACCCAUUAAUCCUACGACAAAUGCUCCGUUUGAUUCCACAGUUGACAGUCUCCAGAACUAUACCAUUGCAGUCAAGUAUGAUAAGCAGGAAUAUUAUCCAGAGUACUUGUUAACUUUAUUGUAGAAGUAAAUGCAGCCUAUGAAAGACCUUUUAUCCUACCACUCAAAAGUUCAUUUUUGGCUUUUUACUUUGUCCACACGAGUGAUGAUUAGUGCUUCAUGUUCAUUAGUGCUUCAUGAUAUCACUAUUGAUUACGUAGUUAUGUACAUCUCGACUGCAUUAUUUGAAUAAAGUGUCGAUCAUUGUCCACAUGAGUAAUUAGUGUCUUCGUGUUAUCAAUUGAUUAUGUAGUUGUGUAUAUCUAGACUGCAAUGUUUAAAUAAAGUGUCGAUCAUUACUUAUAA
Molecule: messenger RNA, 3149 nt
Organism: Macrobrachium nipponense
Lineage: Eukaryota; Metazoa; Arthropoda; Malacostraca; Decapoda; Palaemonidae
Exons: 4
Coding region: 184-2868 (894 amino acids)
Cellular component (GO): nucleus
Molecular function (GO): NAD+ poly-ADP-ribosyltransferase activity; zinc ion binding; NAD+-protein mono-ADP-ribosyltransferase activity
Source: RefSeq, a predicted model, not a curated record